This is a messenger RNA of Clupea harengus (Atlantic herring), 4912 nucleotides long. RefSeq names its product platelet derived growth factor subunit Ba (gene pdgfba). Lineage: Eukaryota; Metazoa; Chordata; Actinopteri; Clupeiformes; Clupeidae. Gene Ontology annotation, molecular function: growth factor activity; platelet-derived growth factor receptor binding. Gene Ontology annotation, cellular component: membrane. The record is from RefSeq and is a predicted model, not a curated record. Gene Ontology annotation, biological process: positive regulation of phosphatidylinositol 3-kinase/protein kinase B signal transduction; platelet-derived growth factor receptor signaling pathway; positive regulation of cell population proliferation.
CUGCAGGUGAGCAUUCAGCUUUAAUGUGACACUGCCAGUGACAGCAACCAUGUCCUCCAGCCGUCAAUCACUCAGUGCAUGUGAAUAUAAAAGGUCAAUGGGUCCAAAAAUAAACCUCAGGGGGGAUGUUAAAAACAUGCAUGUCACUUCCUGUGAAUGCGACGGGGGAAUCCACAUCUCUGCCUCUGACCCCUGACAGCCGUCAUCGUUCCCCUCCCCGGCGGAACGUGUGAUCUUCUGAGAAUCGGGGGGCCCGGGGGGUCGUGGCGGGUAGAGGGGGGUAAAGUGGGUUAGGGUUGGGUGGACAGGAGUGCUCCAAAGCUAGGACAUAAAUCUACCUGCCAUUUACAGUGAAAGGGAGAGAGAGAGAGAGAGAGAGAGAGAGAGAGAGAGAGAGAGGGAGAGAGAGUGCAGUCAUUUGAAGCUAUUGUAGCAUAUUGCAUUCUAACUAUACAAGAAGCACGACUUUCACAUGAAAGUCUGUCCUCUCACCCCAUUGAAUAGUAUGAGUUCAUUGUUUGAUAUUUCAGUCAGGAGCAGUUCCAACCUAGGGCGGACAGCACAACCUCAUGUUUUUUUUUUUUUUUACAAUGAGUUGAUCCAGCAUACUGGCCAUUGGCCCCAGGCACAGAGCUCAUAAGCCAAUGGCUUUUCACACAUAUACAUUUAACUGUCUGUUGAAUAAAAGUCUUUGUAAACAUAUCCAGUCAGCUCCAAAAUAUGACAAGCUCAUCAAAUUCUCUUACACAUGAAGUUGGUUUUGCGUUCUUCGAAUGAUUCACCUUUCUGUUCCAGACAAAGGUGUUUGACAAGCUCCAUGAGUCACCAUGUGCUCAGUAAUCUGAGUACAUAAGUACUAUUAUGGGUAAAUACCUCCCCUUGAAAAGCAUUUUUACUAAACAUUGCAUUAACAUGUGCUGUUAUUUCAAGUUUAUAUCACGCUGUCGUGAAGUAUACUGCAACAUUCGGCAGAGUUGACGACUUUCCCUUUAAGAUCGCUCUGCAGCGCACCAGACUUCAACCAAGGAGAAGCUCCCCUUGUUCCUAAUAUGGACAUGGCAGGCCUGCCUUAAAGGGGCGAGGGGAGGGCAGGGGAGGGGGACAGACUGUUACAAACUUGAGGACUGGAGGCCGUUUCUAUUUGGAAAGCUGCACAGUCACAGCAUAAUCAGAGUGGAACGGAACUGAAGCGCUAACAACUUGAUCCUGCACUACAGCUCAGCCAGAAGCGCGGCCACAGCUGCAAUACGGUUCAGAAGCCAGUGGUUUGCCCACGACGGGGAUCGUUUUGGAUAAGACAUUCGACUCUCUUUUACCUGAAGAAUAUCAGUUUGAACGGGAUGCCCAUGGAAUAGAUGCACUGAUUCAGACAGACGAGUGAAUACUUUUUUUUUUUCCUUUAGUGCUGGAAAUCUUGAAUUCUGACACCUGUCAGCAAAGCGAUCCACGAAUAUCGACCCGCGCGUAUCACUUCUUAAGGAGAAUAGAAUCAUUUUAGGAACAUAAGUGUUAUUUUUCACUGAUUGCAAAUGACUUGAAUCCCACUUAAUGAUAAAAUAUCACCACACUUAUUUAGUGGACUAGGCAACAGUGAACUGAAUCCCUCCGUUUUACAACGUGUUAAGGGGUUCACACACUUCAUUCCUAGAAUGUAGAUAUCAAUUAGGUAAUAUAAACCUGACUUUUUUAAAGUCAAGCGGAGAAUUUCGCGACGCUCUCCGUGGAGAGUCAACUCGCUCAAAAACAUCAUUAAGGGCUUGUUUGGACACUACUCUCUGCGCUAAAGGAGUCUGAAGGAGCCAGUGCUUUCUCCCUGCAGCGCUGUCCCGCGCGCUGAAGUGCUGAGGAGCGACCACGUCCAGCGCGCGCCCAUAAAUGCCCAGCCGAUCGCGGGGUCUCGAGGAUGGGCGGCAAGAAGAGCUCGUGCAUUCUGCUGCUCGCAGCGUUUGCGGCAUUCCUGCGGCUUGGUAGCGCUGAGGGCGACCCACUCCCUCCUUCCCUGGUGGACCUGGUAAGGGACAGCCCCAUUUCCUCUAUAGAAGACUUAAAGAAGGUGCUGGACACUGACUCCGUAGAGGAGGAAUCAGACAAUCAGACGGUCAAUGAAAUCCACCCCAGCGAGGCUCAUCAUCGAGUUCCCAGAAGCCUCAUUGCGAAUGCUGAGCCGGCGCAGCAGGCUGCGUGUAAGGUGCGGACGGAGGUGCUGGAGGUGACGCGCUCCAUGCACGACCGCACCAACGCUCACUUCGUCCUGUGGCCGCCCUGCGUGGAGGUGCAGCGAUGCUCCGGCUGCUGCAGCAACGGGCGCACCCACGAGUGUGUACCUGUCCUCACGGAGAUCAGGCAGCUGCAGAUGAUGAAGAUCACGUACGUGAACAUGCGGCCGCACAUCGAGAAGGUCAUCAUACCGGUGGAGGACCACGUGAGGUGUGGCUGCCAGUCUCUGCCCUCGCCCCACGCCCCCCGCACCUCCACGCCCAGGAGGCUCCAGCCCACGCCCCCUCCGGCCCCCCGCCUGGCUCGCAAACCGGCCCAGCCGCCGCCGCCGCCGCCGCGCAGCCAGAACAAGGACGACCUGCACCGGCACGACGUGCUGAAGCACAACCAGCGGCUGCACCUGGAGGAGCGCGACGCCCAGGACCGGGUCUGGCAGAACAAGUACAGCCUCUCGCACACGGCCGGAGAGCCCCACCACACGCCGGUGCGCAUGGACUACCAGGCCCAGCCACAGCACCCCCCCACACACACAGACCACCACCACCCUCCUCCUCCUCCUCAGCACCCCCUGACCCACACGCAGCCGGGGGCCUCGCCGGCGGACGGAGAAGGGGGGCUCAGCGGCCAGCCCACAUCUGGGGCACAGCAGGCCCUUGGCAACGCCGGACAACAGGAAGACGGGAGGCAGCCGACGCUCCAUCACAGCAGCGGAGACGACAACACCAGACAAACACAGGGCGGGACGCAACAGCAGCAGCAUCAGCAGCAGCAGCAUCAGCAGCCCAACUACAAGCAGUACCAUCACCAGUACCCCCAGCACAACUACAGGCUGACGGUGGAGGAGCAGCAGAGGUACCAGCCAACGCAGUCAGGCACUUACAUGCUGCGGGACGCCACCACGCCCCAGCAGCCACAGCGUGGAGCAGCCUACCACCACGGCCAGCCAGAUGCCCCCGUUCACCACCGCGGCCAGCCAGAUGCCCCCGCUCACCACCACAGGCAGUCAGACAUGGCCAGUCACCCACACAGCCAAUCAGAAGGGAGCAGCCAUCACAGCGGAUCAGAGGGGAGCAGCAGUCCGUUCGACAGCCAGCCGGAGGUGACCAACGGUCCGAGAACGCAGGAGGACACGGAGGAGGAGAAGAGGAGGAGGAGGUUACACAUCGAGGAACUGGAGAAGGAGAAGGAGACACAACAGGAUGUGAAGUCCGUGCUUCAUCAGGACAAGCAUCACAGUCAUCAGCCACAGCCCCAAAGCCAGCCCCAGACCUCCACCCAGAGAGCAGUGACAGACGCUCCAACCACGCUCCAGCCGCCGAGCGAGUCACCGCGCCCCCACACCACCCCGCGACCCCCGCCCCCACGCAGGAGGCGCCGCAAGCACCGCAGGAGACUCAGCAAGGCCACCAUGAGAGCCAUGAUCAUGGUCAUGUCCUAAUGGCAACCAGCUCAGGGAAGAGCAACACGUGGGAUUCAGGGAGGAAAAACUGGAAUAAAGACCUAGCGACGACCCAUGCUAACGACGCACCUUGAAGCAGCCAUCUUGUAUCCAGUGGGUCCCAAACGUCUCCAAAUCCACCGACGCAGAGGACGUGGACGGUGCGGUGCGGUGCCUCUGACCUUUAACCCCUUAACCUGAUCUACAUGGCACAGAGGAGUGGAGCUCGAAGGGGGCCGUCUCUGACUCCGUGCACAAGACCCUGUUCAGUUCUAACUACUAUGGCCAGUGUUUUCAUUCUCUCUUUCGCUAUCUUGGCUUCCAUCUUCAUCGGCUACUCCGUAUGUGGCUAUAGACCUGUUCUCUGUGGAAGAGUGAGAGAUACGGACGGGGACUGAUAGGACCUCGACUGGUGACUGGAAUACCUUCUGGAUUCCUGGACUAAACUGGAAGGACUGGAGCUAAUUCAUUUCUGGCCUCGCCCGAUGGAUAAUAGCUCCCGCUCUCUUUGAAAGACACUCAGGACUUUUCUUUGAAAAGCAAACACAGGAUACAGAUGCAUGCAGUAUUAAGUGCUCACCAUGCCUCGCUCUCGCUUGUUGUUUUAAGUCGAGCCUCAAACACUGGAAGUUUAAACACUGGAUUUUUUAUGCAUUCUCAGACUGAUGCAUAUAAAAAGAAAAAAAUAAGCAGUUUUUUGUGUCGCAAAUUCUUCCAAAAAAUACAAAUGAAAGAAAUCUCAAUGUUAUCACAUCAUUAGGAUGAGCAUGCCUCGUGAUAUACUGUACGUGAAACUCUUGCCGUAGACUUCUAAAUCGAAACGGCGACACUGGACGGUAGACAGAAUCACAAAUGAGCCGUGUCCAGCCCUCGGGCGCGGCUAAAUGUGGCCUUCUGGACAGGGAGACGCAGAGAGGGACCCUCUCCCCUGUGACACAUGGUGUGGUGUGGACACAUUAGAGGGGAGAGAUAGGAGAGAGAGCUGUCAGCGUUGCUUUUAGUUUGAAGACUACUGAAGAAGCAGUGGAGGCCUCUGGCCCGUGUGUAUUGGUGAAGUCGGAACCUCUGUACAAAAGUGCUAGCUAGCUUACACUGGCUGUAAAUUUUACAAAUGCAAUUGUCCUUAUCUCUGUAUUAUUUGUUAACUUAUUUAAAAAGAGGAUGCGAUGCUGUCCAUAUGUGCUCAAAUGUAAUUAAUGUAAUUGAUUAUAAUUAUUUGUUGUAAUUAUUGCUAUUUUAAUAUAAAGAUGAAACGUA